AUGGAGGUGGAGGAAAAGCUGGGAGAGGCUCAGAACUGCAGUUACACACUACACAAUCCCAAUGGGACAAUAGAGAGCCCCGGAUACCCUUACGGUUAUCCUAACUAUGCCAACUGCACAUGGGUCAUUGUGGCAGCGGAGCACAACCGGAUACAGCUAGUGUUUCAAGGCUUCGCCCUCGAGGAGGACUUUGACAUCUUAUCUGUAUAUGAUGGGCCACCCAGUCCUGGGAACCUACGGACAAGGUUAACUGGGUUCCAGCUGCCUUCACCCAUUGUGAGUACAGGCUCCAGGCUCACACUGUGGCUACUGUCUGACUACGCGGUGAGCGGGCAGGGAUUUAAAGCCGUCUAUGAAGCUCUGCCCAGCUACACUUGUGGUAACCCUGGACAGCUACUCAAUGGCCACCAGCAGGGGUCCACUUUCAAUAUCGGAGACAAAAUCCGCUACAGCUGCAGCCCGGGCUAUGUGCUGGAGGGUCACACCUCCUUGUCCUGCCUUGCCACUUCAGCUGGUACUGCUGCCUGGGAUUUUCCCCUUCCUUACUGCAGAGCGGAUGAUGGGUGCGGAGGGACACUGCGGGGCCAGAGUGGGGUGAUCACCACUCCCAAUUACCCAGCUGAGUACAACAACAACGCCGACUGUACCUGGACCGUGUUGGCCGAACCAGGAGACACCAUCGCCCUGGUUUUCUCUGACUUUCAGCUGGAGGACGACUAUGACCUUUUGGAGGUCAGCGGCACCGAGGGUUCUUCACAAUGGUUCACUGGCCCCAACCUUCCCUCACCCAUCAUUAGCAGCAAGAACUGGCUCCGACUGCACUUUAUUUCUGAUGGCAACCAUAAGCUGAGAGGUUUCAGCGCCCAGUACCAAGUGAAGAAGAUGACUGAACUGAAGUCUCGAGGCGUAAAGAUGUUGCCCAGCAAAGACAACCACCACAAGAUAUCAGUGUUGUCCCAGAUGGGCGUAGCACAGGGACACAACAUGUGCCCAGAUCCUGGGAUUCCGGAUCGAGGAAAAAGAAAAGGAUCUGACUUCAGGCGAGGAGCUACGGUGCAUUUCUCCUGCGACGAGGGCUACGAGCUGCAGGGCUCAAAGAGCAUCAGUUGUCUCAGAGUAACAGACAGCUACGUGGGCUGGAGUGAUGAUCGGCCCAUCUGCAGAGCACCGAUGUGCGGAGGCCAGCUGAAAGGACCCAACGGUGUCAUCACAUCUCCAAACUACCCAGUUCAGUAUGACAACAAUGCUAACUGCACUUGGGUCAUCACAGCGACAGACACAUCUAAGGUGAUCAAGCUGACAUUUGAGGAUUUUGACCUGGAGCGAGGCUAUGACACGCUGACGGUGGGAGACGGCGAGGUGGUGGGAGACCAGAAGACCAUAUUCCACGUCCUGUCUGGUACCACUACUCCAGACCUCGUGGUGAGCACCAGUCACCAGAUGUGGCUCAACUUCAAAACAGAUGACACCAGCGGCUCCUUGGGCUUCAAGGUUUCCUAUGAAGAAAUUGACCAAGGCAGCUGUGGAGAUCCUGGAAUCCCAGCUUAUGGCAAACGCGAGGGGACAGGCUUUCGUCACGGAGACAGACUCUACUUUGAGUGUCUGCCUGCCUUUGAGCUGGUGGGGAAGAAGAACAUCACCUGUCAGAAGAACAACCAGUGGUCGGCGAAGAAACCCAGCUGUGUUU
Messenger RNA from Stegastes partitus (bicolor damselfish), 1687 nucleotides. The record is from RefSeq and is a predicted model, not a curated record. Lineage: Eukaryota; Metazoa; Chordata; Actinopteri; Pomacentridae.